AUGGAGCACAAAACUACUAGAAAGAAGCAAGCGAGACGAGGAAAGGAGUGUGCGGCCUCUGAAUGUACGAAUACAGAAUAUUUACGCACUGGAAAAUCGUCUGGCUUGCGAUUUUUUCACUUCCCGAAAAAGCGUUCAUUAAUACAGCGAUGGUGCAACCUUAUCAAGAGACACAACGGUCGAGAUGGGUUCGUAGUUACUUCAAAUACUGUUAUUUGCGAACAGCAUUUUCCUGCUAGUGACAUCUUCAAACGUCCAGGAGGAAGUAGAAGUAGAUUACGUGAUGGUAAGAGUUUAUAUAAGUUGAUUCAGCUAAGUUGUAGCUGCUUUACGUAAACGAGUCCAUUCUCAAAUUAUAAACACAAUGAACUGAUAAAAUAUAUUCAUUUCAGGAGCUGAACCAUCGAUAUUUCGGUGGACGUCUGGUAUCUGUAAACAGAAAAGAGCGUCACCAAAACUACGAAUCCCAAUGUCAGUCAAUUCGACAGACACCACAACUUCAAAAGUGACAACAACCGAACCAACAACCACCACAACUUCAAAAGGGACAACAACCGAACCAACAACCACCACAUCAACAUGUAAUACGACUGUAAAUAUGGGCUACGAAACCUUUCAGAAUUCGAAUGAACCGGAGGACCAGGAAGUGUUUCAUGUUGAAGCAAUUCAUUCAGAAUGCUUGCCUUCACUUAUGGUAACAUAAACCAUAAUUAAUUAACCAUAGUUAAUUAUGCAUAAACCUUAGAAAGUUGUCCUAAAAUAACCAUAAAGCUUGCAUCUUUGUGCUGCAAUGUUCUUUAAUGUACAUGGCAAACAACCUACGUUAUCACAUGAAAAAGCUAGUUUGUGUAAAUAGGUUGAAACCAGUUUAAUUUUGAUUUCAUAUUUUUUUUAGUGUGAUGUGUCAACCCAAACUGAUAUCUCAUGGCCUCUGCUGUCCAACUGUGCACCUAUUUCUCAUGACCAUAACUAUGCAUUUGAACUGAAUAAGUCACCAAACAACAGCACUGAGUACAUAUUGACUAUGGAAGAAAGGUUACAAGUACAGACUGAGAUGGUUGAUAAUCUACAAAAGAAAGUUGGCAACCUACAACAAGAACUAGAGGAGUACAAAGAUCGUGAAUUUAAACUGGAUAAUUUUAAAGAUGACAAUGAUGCAAUUACAUUUUACACUGGCUUUCCAAGCUAUGAGACUUUAAUAGGAUUUUAUGAAUAUUUCAAAGAAAAACUUGCAAAGCUGCAAUACUGGAAUAAAUGCAAUGCACCAGAUUCAUAUGCGUAUCAAGAAGAGGGAAGAAGAAAGCCUGGGCCAAAGCGAAAACUUUCACCACUUACUGAAUUUUUUAUGGUUUUGGUAAGAUUGAAAGUUGGUCUCUUUGUUAAGGAUAUUGCAAGUAGGUUUGGAAUAUCUCCUGGACAAUAUUCCAGAAUAUUUUGUACCUGGGUGAACUUUCUAAAGCUAGAAUUGCAGUUGGUAUUUCCCUUUCCUUCACAGUAUCUUGUAAGGAAGAACAUGCCUGAUCAGUUUAGAUUGUAUCCAACUACUCGUAUCAUUCUUGAUUGCACUGAGCUUUAUGUUGAAGUUCCAUCUUCAAUGCUUGCACAGUCACAGACAUGGUCCAACUACAAGCAUCAUAACACUUUCAAAGUAUUAGUAGGAAUAUCACCAAAUGGUCAAGUGACAUUUGUGUCAAAGCUAUGGGGUGGCCAUGUUUCUGACAAGGAAAUCACACAACAAUCAGGAGUGAUGCACUUAUUAGAACCUGGGGACAAUGUAAUGGCUGACAGAGGAUUUGAUAUUGGUGGUAUUUUGCCACCAGGCUGUCACCUGAAUAUCCCACCUUUUAAGGGCAUCAGAGACCAGCUGACAGCUGAUGAAGUCCAGGAAACAGCCCGCAUUGCAUCAGUGAGGAUACAUGUUGAGCGUGCUAUUGGUCGCAUAAAAGAACUAUCAUAUUCUAGAAGGUACUUUACCUUUGAGUUUAGCACACGUAGCCGAUCAAAUAUUUUUUGUAUGUGCUUAUCUUACUAA
Molecule: messenger RNA, 2032 nt
Organism: Pocillopora meandrina
Lineage: Eukaryota; Metazoa; Cnidaria; Anthozoa; Scleractinia; Pocilloporidae
Source: the annotation of a GenBank genome assembly